This is a messenger RNA of Helobdella robusta, 312 nucleotides long. RefSeq lists its product as hypothetical. The record is from RefSeq and is a predicted model, not a curated record. Gene Ontology annotation, cellular component: intracellular membrane-bounded organelle. Lineage: Eukaryota; Metazoa; Annelida; Clitellata; Rhynchobdellida; Glossiphoniidae. The coding region runs from base 1 to 312 and encodes 103 amino acids. Gene Ontology annotation, molecular function: 2 iron, 2 sulfur cluster binding. The transcript is spliced from 2 exons.
AUGUCUGCCACUCCAGCCCCAAUCAAACUGAAGGGAAUCGUUUAUGAUAAGAAGCCAGUUAAAGUGGCUCUUGUUAAGGACAAGAAGUACAGUUGGUGCCAGUGUGGGGCUAGCAAGAAACAGCCAUUUUGUGACCACUCUCAUAGGGAGUACAACGCCAAAAUUUCGGACCCAGCCAAGCACAUAAAGUCCUACAAAUUCACGGUCGACGAAUCGAAGGAGUACCAUCUUUGCAACUGCAAGCAGACGAGGAAACCGCCAUUUUGUGAUGGCAUUCAUAAGGAAAAGUUUAUCCAAGAUCUCAAAAUUUAA